Dermatophagoides farinae (American house dust mite) is the source of this 978-nucleotide messenger RNA. RefSeq names its product MOB kinase activator 4 (gene Mob4). NCBI's taxonomy places the organism in Eukaryota, Metazoa, Arthropoda, Arachnida, Sarcoptiformes, Pyroglyphidae. The record is from RefSeq and is a predicted model, not a curated record.
CGGCAAUAAAUUUUAUUGUAUCAAUUUAUAGUUAAAUUAAAUAUCUAUCUAAAACAUCUGAAUUGAAGCAUUCAUCUGGACAAAAAUAUGACGGUAUCAACGGAAAAAAUUGUACGAAGAAAUCCUAAAGGGUGUAAAAAUGAAGAAUUUAACAAUUGGCCUGAAGAACCAUUUGAUGAAAUGGAUUCGACGAUAGCCGUACAACAAUAUAUUCAACAAAAGAUCCGAAAAGAUCCAUCGAAUAUUGAAGAAAUUCUCAGCCCACCUAAGGGACAAGAUUUGGGCACUUGGAAAUAUGAACAUAUGAGACAAUUCUGUCUAGAAUUGAACAAAUUGACUGUAAAAUUACAAGCCGAAUGUAACCAGGAAAGUUGUUCCCAAAUGACAGCUACUGAACAAUGGAUUUUUCUUUGUGCUGCCCAUAAAGCUCCAAAAGAAUGUCCAGCUAUUGAUUAUACCCGUCAUACAUUGGACGGUGCUGCUGCAUUACUCAAUUCAAACAAAUAUUUUCCAUCACGAGUUACCAUAAAGGAAGCGUCGGUUGCCAAAUUGGGAAGCGUUUGUCGUCGAGUGUAUCGGAUAUUUUCUCAUGCUUAUUAUCAUCAUAAAGCCAUCUAUGAUGAUUUUGAAAACGAAUCAUUCUUAUGCAAACGUUUCUCUGUGUUUUCCAUCAAAUAUGAUCUUAUGUCCAUCGAAAAUCUUAUUGUUCCAAUAGCUGGUCUGGAUUUUAAUGAUAUUAAAAAAGUCAAUUCGAUAUCAGCUACUACAUGUGAAACGGCACCAGGUAUGGAAAUCUCAGUAGGAACUACAGUUUUCACAACAGUGGCCGCUAAUAAUGACAAUUUCAAUGCUGCAACAGUAUUACGUAGCACUUCAGAUUCUUCGGAAGCUUAAAAUUCAUAUGAACGCCCAAAAUCACCAACAUCACUUUUUCAUUUGCUUUUGAAUUAUAACAAAAUUCAUGUUUUUUGCCAUUGA